Molecule: messenger RNA, 588 nt
Organism: Alternaria alternata
Lineage: Eukaryota; Fungi; Ascomycota; Dothideomycetes; Pleosporales; Pleosporaceae
Product: PR-1-like protein
Exons: 3
Coding region: 1-588 (195 amino acids)
Cellular component (GO): extracellular region
Source: RefSeq, a predicted model, not a curated record
AUGACCGUGUUGGCCGCAGCUGCUGACGAAGCAACGACAUCAUACACGAGUGACAGCUCUUUUCAGGACGACUUGAUGAACGUCACUAAUGAGUAUCGUGUGCAACACAAUGCAUCAAAGCUUGAGUGGAACACGACGCUAUCCGACUACGCUCAGGACUUGGCAGACGGUUGCAAAUUUGAGCAUAGCGGCGGACCAUACGGUGAGAAUCUCGGUUCAGGAUAUGGCAGCGCAGAGCUUACCGUCAUGGCAUGGGGAAAUGAGAGCACGAAGUACGAUUUCAGGGCAGGGGAAUUUAGCGAGGAAACUGGCCACUUUACUCAACUUGUGUGGAAAUCGACAACCUCAAUGGGGUGCGGCCGCAAAGAAUGUAAUGGUGGUACCAGUGGUGGUGAGGGCGAUGCUCCGGGGUGGUUUGUCGUCUGCGAGUACUGGCCUCGGGGAAAUGUGGUUGGACAGUUUAAGGAGAAUGUGCAGUCUACACCGCAACAGGAUGCAGAGUCAAAAGCACCAAGCACAGCGAUCGAGAAAGUACUGUAUGUGUGGAUCGGACUCGUCACUGGAUGGAUGGUCGCUGUAUGGUUGUGA